Molecule: messenger RNA, 14837 nt
Organism: Rhinolophus ferrumequinum (greater horseshoe bat)
Lineage: Eukaryota; Metazoa; Chordata; Mammalia; Chiroptera; Rhinolophidae
Gene: NBEAL1
Product: neurobeachin like 1
Exons: 56
Coding region: 421-8589 (2722 amino acids)
Biological process (GO): intracellular protein localization
Cellular component (GO): cytosol; membrane
Molecular function (GO): protein kinase binding
Source: RefSeq, a predicted model, not a curated record
CCGGGUGUGUCCCUGUGCGGUCGGGCGGACGUGGAUAGCGGGUCGGGAGACUCGGAGCUCGCAUUGCCGCGUUUCCAAAGCGUCUCUUGGCAUCUUGGCAGACCUUAAGUUUGCCUACGUUUCGGAUGUCUGGGAUGCGAGGAGAAAAUUUAAAGAUCUCCGAAAACACUUGGAAGCUUUCCCGGAGUAUUUUCCUUGCCGAUUUAAUUGCCCAGUUCCCACUGAUGAAGUUGGAGUGACUGCUGAAACUGAAUUUUAUUGACCAGAAGACAGUCCAUUUGUUUCACUUCUUUUUGUUUUCCCUACUGCUUUGAGCUUUACUGUAAACGACUGAAAAACUUGGAAAAUAAAAUGAACAUGCUGUGGUCUUGAACAUAAUUUUUUUUGAUGAAAAAUUAAAGUGCCACAGUGAAAGCUAGAAUGGCAUCCAGGGAGAGGCUCUUUGAACUUUGGAUGCUUUAUUGUACAAAGAAAGAUCCAGAUUACCUGAAGCUAUGGUUGGAAAAUUUUGUUUCUAGCUAUGAACAAUUCUUAGAUGUUGACUUUGAAAAGCUGCCUACCAGGGUAGAUGAUGUCCCUCCAGGAAUAUCUCUGCUUCCUGACAAUAUUCUGCAGGUUCUGAGAAUUCAGCUACUACACUGUGUUCAGAAAAUGGCAGAUGGGUUAGAGGAACAACAGCAAGCCUUAUCAAUUUUGCUUGUCAAGUUCUUCAUCAUUCUUUGCAGAAAUCUAUCUAAUGUGGAAGAAAUUGGGACUUGCUCUUACAUUAAUCAUGUCAUCACUAUGACAACACUCUAUAUUCAGCAAUUAAAAAGCAAAAAAAAAGAGAAGGAAUUGGCAGAUCAGACAUCUAUUGAAGAAUUUGUGAUCCAUGCAUUGGCAUUUUGUGAAAGUUUAUAUGAUCCAUAUCGGAAUUGGAGGCAUAGAAUUUCAGGACGAAUCCUUAGUACGGUGGAAAAAAGCAGACAGAAAUAUAAACCAGCUUCUCUGACCGUGGAGUUUGUUCCUUUCUUUUAUCAGUGUUUUCAGGAAAGUGAACAUCUCAAGGAAAGCCUUAAGUGUUGCUUAUUGCAUCUCUUUGGAGCCAUUAUAGCCGGUGGGCAGAGGAAUGCUUUGCAAGCAAUUUCUCCAGCCACCAUGGAAGUUCUUAUGAGAGUUUUGGCAGAUUGUGAUUCCUGGGAGGACGGAAAUCCUGAAGAAGUGGGUAGGAAGGUAGAGCUUACUCUGAAGUGCCUUACAGAAGUGGUACAUAUCCUUCUCACUAGCAGCUCUGACCAGCGUCAAGUGGAAACCAGUGCUAUUCUGGAGAACUAUUUUAAAUUACUAAAUUCAGAUCAUUCAGCUUUACCUAAUCAAAGGAGGUCCAGAGAGUGGGAAAGCCGGUUCAUAGAUCUACAGGUCAAAAUGCUGAAUACCAUCACGGCCAUGUUAGACUGCAUGGAUAGGCCUGUUCUUCAGGCCAUUUUUCUUAACAGUAAUUGUUUUGAACAUCUCAUACGACUGCUACAGAAUUGCAAGCUGUUUUUAAAUGCUAACAAUAAGGUGACAGACAAGAGCGAGAAAGACCUUGCCAACAAAUUACUGACAGAAAUGAAUGAGGACCAGGUGUUUCAGGGACAGUUGGAUUGUUUGGCUGUAUCAACCAUUCAGGCUCUGACAGCAGUAAUGAACAAAUCUCCAGCUGCUAAGGAAGUAUUUAAAGAAAGAAUUGGUUAUACACAUAUGUUUGAAGUAUUAAAAUCCCUGGGUCAACCAUCACUGGAACUACUUAAAGAACUUAUGAAUAUGGCUGUAGAGGGUGACCACACUUCAGUUGGGAUUUUGGGCAUUAGUAAUGUUCAGCCUCUCUUGCUUCUUAUCCAGUGGCUUCCAGAGCUAGAAUCUCACGACCUGCAGAUCUUCAUCUCUGAUUGGCUGAAAAUAAUUUGUUGCAUUAAUAGACAGAGUCGAACUGUUUGUGUCAAUGCAAACAUGGGGAUUAGAAUCAUUGAAACCCUCGAUUCCCAGUCUUCCCUUCAUCGAACUUGUGCUGAGAACCUGAUUGCACUCCAUGGUUCUUUGGGGAGUCAGUCAGUGAGUUCAGAAGAAAUACGUCGACUGCUAAGACUGCUGAGGGUGGAUGAAUCUGAGUAUAUGCACCCUUAUACAACUCCUGUGACUCGAGCAAUCCUGACAAUGGCCCGAAAACAAAGUCUAGAGAGUGCACUGCAGUAUUUCAAUUUGUCACAUAGUAUGGCAGGAAUUUCUGUGCCUUCUAUACAGAAAUGGCCAGGGUCUGCCUUUUCCUGCAAUGCUUGGUUUUGCUUAGAUCAGGAUCAGAUGACUCUUGGCAGCGCUAACAAAGGAGGAAAAAGAAAACAGCUGUACAGUUUUUUUACAGGAAGUGGCAUGGGUUUUGAAGCUUUUAUUACCCAUUCAGGUAUGCUGGUUGUAGCAGUAUGCACGAAAAGAGAAUAUGCAACAGUUACUCUUCCUGACCACAGUUUCUGUGACUCCCUCUGGCACAACGUAACCAUAGUUCACAUGCCUGGAAAAAGGCCCUUUGGUCAGAGCCUCGUCUAUAUUUAUGACAAUGGACAGCAGAAGGUCUCUGCUCCUCUCAGAUUUCCUGCCAUGAAUGAACCUUUUAUUUCUUGCUGCAUUGGUUCAGCUGGGCAAAGAACCACCACUCCCCCACCAUCCCAGAUCCCAGAUCCACCUUUUUCUUCUCCUAUUACCCCUCAUCGGACAUCAUUUGGAGGAAUUCUGUCCUCAGCUUCCUGGGGAGGAACAAUAGAAAAAUCAAAAUCGAUUACCAAAUUGAUAUCAGCGGGAACCCAAGACAGUGAAUGGGGAUGUCCCACAUCUCUAGAGGGUCAGCUGGGGUCUGUUAUCAUCUUCUAUGAAGCACUACAGCCUCCUCAAGUGAAGGCAUUAUAUUUAGCAGGUCCAAACUGUUUAAGCCCUUGGAAAUUUCAAGAGUCUGACAUGGCUGACCUGCCUGGUAAUGUCCUUCUUCACUACACUGCAAAGGCCUGUAAAAAUUCAAUCUGCCUUGAUUUAUCUACUAAUUGUUUGCAUGGAAGGUUAACAGGAAACAAAGUAGUGAACUGGGACAUUAAGGACAUCAUAAACUGCGUAGGUGGAUUAAAUGUACUCUUUCCUCUAUUGGAACAAAUUAGCCACUCCAGUGAAGGACAGAUUUUUGAAGGAAUGAAUGAAAGAACAGUUUCUGAAUUGAUGACACCUGUAGAAGGAGAUUGGGUGGUAUUGACCUCCACAAAGGCAUCAGAGUCAAGACUAGAGAGAAGUUUAGUUGCAACAUUUAUAUUGAUUAUGAAACACUUUAUUCAAAGACAUCCUAUUAACCAGGACAAUCUUAUUCACUCCCAUGGAGUUUCCACUCUUGGUGCCUUACUUCAGAAGGUGCCAACCACCUUGAUGGAUGUUAAUGUAUUGAUGGCAAUUCAAUUACUAAUUGAACAAGUAUCAUUAGAGAAAAAUAUGCAGCUCUUACAACAAAUGUAUCAGUAUUUACUCUUUGACUUUCGUAUUUGGAACCGUGGAGAUUUUCCCUUUCGAAUCGGUCAUAUACAGUAUCUAUCCACCAUCAUCAAAGACAGCAGGAGAGUUUUCCGAAAGAAGUAUGGUGUGCAGUUUCUCCUAGAUAUGCUUAGGAUUUAUUAUGGGAGUGAUUGUAAAUAUAGUGAGCUGUCUGUAGAUGAUAUUCGAACAAUAAGGACUUCUUUGUAUGGACUAAUUAAAUAUUUUCUGUGCAAAGGUGGAACUCAUGAAGAAAUACAAAGUAUUAUGGGUUUCAUAGCUGCUAUUAAUGAAGAAGAACAGCUCCUUGGAAUUUUAGAUAUACUCUUAAGUCUCCUACAUACCAGUCCAACUAGAGGCCAACUGUUCCUACUGCUGUUUGAACCAGGAAAUGCUGACAUACUCUAUGCCUUGCUCUUAAAUCAGAAGUAUUCUGACAGACUAAGAGAAAUCAUUUUUAAGGUUAUGGAACAAAUGUUGAAAUGCACAAAUGUUUAUGAACGAAGCAAACAACGUAUUCGACUCAGAGAAGUUGGCUACUCAGGGUUGGGACUCCUUGUCAGUGAAGUAUCUGUUAAUACUUCUCUCAUUAAAAACCUCACCAAUCAAAUCAUAAAUACAGAUCCUGCUAUUAAUUUCAAAGAUCUGUUGUCUGUGGUAUAUAUAUCUCACAGAACAUGUAUAAAUGUCAGAGUAGUCAUCUGCAGAAAGAUUUUACAGAUUUUACAGUCCCAGCCAGAUGCAGCACAUCAAAUAUCUCAACAAGUGGGUUGGCAAGACACUUUAGUUAGGCUUUUCUUCAAAGCAGACUUUGAAAAUGAACAUACUGUUCAUAAGCACACUAGGGCUGUCUUAGUGAAAGACAAUGAUAAAAAUACAUCAGCUGAAGACACUAAGAGGAGCUUCGAUGAAAAGACAGAUGAUGAAAAAAUCAACUCUUUUGCCUCAGCUAAUGUGUCUUCAGAUCAGUGGAGCUUGGAGGAUAGACACUCUCUAGAUUCAAAUAUACCAUUAUUUCAAGAAGAUAGCUCUGUGGGAGAAUUGUCUUUCAAAUCAGAGAAUCAAGAAGAAUUCUGGCACAGUAACCCUUCACAUUUGAGUUUAGAUCUGAGUGGAAUUGACUCAUGUGAACUGAGUGAUAGUGGAAGUCAAAUGCCAGACAGCUUGCCUAGCACACCAUCUCCAAUAGAGUCUACUAAAUCAUUUUCUGUGCAGUCUGACAAAGAAAGCAGCAUCACAAGUGAUACGGGCUUUAGUGAUGACUUCUCUUUACUUGAAAGCCAAGAGAAAUGUGAGGAGGAGCUUCUUCAGUUACUGACAGAUAUUUUGAACUAUAUAAUGUGUAAAGGAAUAGAAAAGUCUGAUGAUGAUACCUGGAUUGAACGAGGACAAGUGUUUUCGGCACUAACUAAAUCAGGAAUAUCCAGUGAGCUACUUCGACCAUCAGAUGAGAUAAAACAAAUUUUGCUACAGAAGAUGUUAGAAUGGGCAGUCACGGAAAACAGAGAAGCAAAAACUAAUCCAGUAACUGCUGAAAAUGCUUUCCGACUCAUGCUGAUCAUACAGGACUUUCUGCAGUCAGAGGGACUAGUUAAUUCAAACAUGUGGACUGAGAAGCUUUUAGAGGAUAUGAUGAUGCUCUUCGACUGUCUGUCAGUUUGGUAUUCAGAAGGCCCAGUAUGGGUAAAACUCUCUCAAAUGCAAAUCCAGUUGCUUCUAGGAUUUAUUGGAAGGGGUAAUUUACAGGUUUGUGCGAUGGCAUCAGCUAAGCUAAACACCCUACUUCAGACCAAAGUGAUUGAAAAUCAAGAAGAAGCAUGUUACAUUUUAGGGAAGCUGGAACAUGUUCUAAGUCAAUCUAUCAAGGAACAGACAGAAAUCUAUUCAUUUCUGAUUCCCCUUGUCCGCACCCUGGUUUCCAAAAUUUAUGAGCUGCUUUUCAUGGCUUUGCACCUGCCUUCUUUACCUUUUACCAAUGGUAGCUCCUCCUUUUUUGAAGAUUUUCAAGAAUAUUGCAGUUCAAAUGAAUGGCAAGUUUACAUUGGAAAAUAUAUUGUACCUUAUAUGAAGCAGUAUGAAGCCCAUACAUUUUUUGAUGGUCAUGAGAACAUGGCACUUUAUUGGAAGGAUUGUUAUGAAGCCUUAAUGGUGAAUAUGCAUAAAAGAGACCGGGAAGGAGGAGAAAGCAAACUCAAGUUUCAGGAGUUUUUUGUGGAGCCCUUUAAUCGAAAAGCACGCCAAGAGAACUUGAGGUAUAACAAUAUGCUUAAACAACUUAGCAGUGAACAGUUAGCCACUCUGAGACGCUGGAAGGCAGUACAGCUUUAUCUUACAUGUGAAAGGGGACCUUGGGCUGAAAGGAAACAAAAUCCAAUUCACUGGAAACUAGCUAAUGUAGAAAAUUAUUCCCGCAUGAGACUUAAAUUGGUGCCGAAUUAUAACUUCAAAACCCAUGAUGAAGCUAGUGCCUUGAGAGAUAAUCUAGGUGUCCAACACUCACAGCCUUCCAGUGAGUCAUUGCUUUUGGAAGUAGUGAAACAAGUAAAAGUCAGUGAUCUGGAGGAGGAUAAAUUAGAUCUUCCUGAAGAGGAAAUAACAGCCAGAGUAAAUAUUGAUGAGAAGAAAGAACAGGAUCAAAAAGAAAAAUUGGUGUUGUCUGUAGACUGUGAACUCAUUACAAUAAUUGACAGAAUUCCUGGCAGAUUAGAAAUCACUACUCAACACAUUUAUUUCUACGAUGGCAGCAUUGAAAAAGAAGAUGGAGUAGGCUUUGAUUUCAAGUGGCCUCAUUCUCAACUUCGAGAGAUUCACCUGCGGCGUUACAACUUAAGAAGGUCAGCCCUUGAGAUUUUUCAUGUUGACCAAUCCAACUACUUUCUCAAUUUCAAAAAAGAGGUUAGAAACAAAGUAUAUAGCAGACUAUUAUCACUUCAUUCUCCAAAUAGUUACGGAACCAGAUCACCACAGGAGUUAUUCAAAGCAUCAGGAUUGACACAGAAAUGGGUGAAUAGAGAGAUAUCAAAUUUUGACUACCUAAUUCAAAUAAAUACGAUGGCAGGACGAACCUAUAAUGACCUUGCCCAGUAUCCUGUGUUUCCUUGGAUUUUACAAGAUUAUACUUCAGAAGAGUUGGACUUUAAUAACCCAUCUGUAUUUCGAGAUCUUUCCAAACCAAUUGGUGUAGUUAAUGAUAAAAACGCCAAAGCUAUUCGAGAAAAAUAUGAAAAUUUUGAGGAUCCUAUGGGAAUUAUUGAUAAAUUCCAUUAUGGUACUCACUAUUCAAAUUCUGCUGGAGUUAUGCACUAUCUUAUUCGGACAGAACCAUUUACCACCCUCCACAUCCAGCUUCAAAGUGGAAGGUUUGAUUGUGCAGAUCGACAGUUCCAUUCCAUCCCUGCUACCUGGCAGGCUCUCAUGGACAAUCCAAAUGAUGUGAAGGAACUUAUUCCUGAAUUCUUCUAUUUUCCAGAGUUUUUGGAAAAUCAAAAUCAAUUUAACUUGGGUCGUCUACAAGUUUCCAAAGAACUAGUAAAUGAUGUCAUUCUCCCCAAAUGGGCUAAGUCAGCUGAAGAUUUCAUCUAUAAACAUAGGAAAGCUCUGGAGUCUGAUUAUGUUUCUGCUCAUCUUCAUGAAUGGAUAGAUCUGAUUUUUGGCUAUAAACAGAGGGGACCAGCUGCAGUGGAGGCACUCAAUGUUUUCUAUUACUGUAGUUAUGAAGGAGCUGUGGACUUGGAUGCCUUAACAGAUGAGAAAGAAAGAAAAGCCUUAGAAGGGAUGAUUAAUAAUUUUGGGCAGACACCUUGUCAACUGUUAAAGGAACCACACCCUCCUAGAUUAUCAGCAGAGGAUGCAGUGCAGAAGCAGACCAAAACAGAGACUUCAACCCUAAACCUAUUUCAACACCUCCCUGAACUCAAGUCAUUUUUUGUAGAGGGAAUUAGUGAUGGUAUUCCAUUAAUAAAGGCCAUUGUCCCCAAAAAUCAGUCUCGUUCUUUUAUGACUCAAGGCAGUCCUGAGUUACUGAUAACAGUAAGCAUGAAUUACGUUAUUGGAACCCAUGGAUGGCUGCCUUAUGACAGAAACAUUUCUAAUUACUUUACAUUCAUCAAGGAUCAAUCUGUGACAAAUCCAAAAACUCAGCGUAGUGUGAAUGGUCCUUUUGCUCCAGGGCUGGAGAUCACUUCUAAACUAUUUAUAGUAUCACAUGAUGCGAAGUUGCUUUUCAGUGCUGGACACUGGGAUAAUAGCAUUCAAGUGAUGUCACUUACAAAAGGCAAAAUUAUUUCACACAAUAUCAGACAUAUGGAUAUUGUGACUUGUUUAGCUACUGAUUACUGUGGAAUACAUUUGAUUUCUGGUUCCAGAGAUACUACAUGUAUGGUAUGGCAAAUAACACAACAGGGAGGUGUUCCUGUGGGUUUAGCAUCUAAACCCUUUCAGAUUCUGUACGGACACACUGAUGAGGUAUUGAGUGUCGGCAUCAGCACUGAGCUAGACAUGGCAGUGUCAGGAUCAAGGGAUGGCACUGUGAUUAUACAUACUAUUCAGAAAGGUCAAUACAUGAGGACUUUACGGCCACCUUGUGAGAGUUCUUUGUUCCUGACCAUUCCCAACUUGGCAAUAUCUUGGGAAGGACAUAUUGUCAUCUACUCCAGCAUUGAAGAAAAGACCACCCCCAAGGAUAAGAAUGCAUUGCAUCUGUUUUCUGUAAAUGGAAAGUAUCUAGGAUCUCAAGUCCUGAAGGAACAAGUAUCAGAUAUAUGUAUAAUUGGACAACAUAUUGUCAUGGGAAGUUUACAAGGAUUCCUGUCCAUAAGAGAUCUCCAAAGUUUGAAUCUCAGCAUCAGCCCAUUAGUUAUGCGAUUGCCUAUCCACUGUGUGUGUGUAACCAAAGAAUACAGCCAUAUUCUUGUAGGAUUAGAAGAUGGCAAAUUGAUUGUAGUGGGUGUUGGCAAGCCAGCUGAGAUGCGUUCAGGUCAGCUUUCUCGAAAAUUAUGGGGCUCUAGCAAACGACUCAACCAGAUUUCAUCUGGAGAAACUGAAUAUAAUACUCAAGAUUCCAAGUGAUUAUUAUUUUCAUCUUUUGUCAUGGGUAACUGAAACUUGAUUUAUUGCUUUGUCACUUUAACCACAUCUCUCAACUGUCUGAAAUGUUUCAGGGCUUUUAUCCCUGAAAAUCACUUUGUGAUUACCAAAAUUUGGUAGGGUAUGUGUAGAAGGAUAUAGGUUGUAUUAUUAUUCACUGUAAAAAUUUCUGAUUAACAUCAUUGAAUCCAAUCUUAUUAACUAAUUCUUGGUCUACACUAAGAUGGAUUUGAGAAAAUACAUUUAAUUAGAUUUAAUGGUCUGUUCCUAAUGAUCAUUAGAUCCAUUUUUAGAAACAAACUUCUAAAAAUGAAGAAGUUAGAUUCAAUAUGCUUAUUAUUCUAAAGAGCAAUAUUUAAGGUAUUUCUAAUAAAGCAUUCUUUUGUUAAUCAUUUUCCUGUAUACUGACCACCCUAUUUAAAAAUACACCAAUUUAUUUGUGGAACUCCUGAUUGGAGGAAAUAUUUUAGAGGUAUCUGUUGCAUACUUGGAUUUUUAAAACUAAGUAUAAAUUCCAGGUUUUCAUAAGUUGAAAAUAAGACUAUUAAAACUGGCACAUUGGUUCAUUCCACUACUACUUAGCACAUCACUAAUGAAAAUUUAUUGAAAUGUAUUAUUAUUCUUAAAUAAUAAAGGUUGAGUAGGAAUAAAAGAAACUAGAGAUACAUUUUGCAGAUGUAUUUUAUUAGUAAUACAACUAAGGAAAAUGCUAAUUAUGAUUUUGACAGUUGACUCCUUUAAGUAGCAUUUGCAGCACAAUUUAUAUCUGCAAAACUCAAAAUUUCUUGACUUUUUCUUUACUAAACAAAUGCUUUGUUUUCCCCUGGUAAUUAGAAGAGUUAGCAAUGAUAUCCAAAUAUAUUACAUUUUUAUGUAGGACUUCCAUGUGAUGAGUGAAUUGAAAAGAUAUGUAUAACUCAAACUAGUCAUUUAGAUAUAGUAGUAAUUUUUAAAAAUAACACAUUUCUAUUUCAUGUUAUGUAUAACUUUUAGGAUUGCAAUUGAUUUUGUUAUACAUAGCUAAUUGUUACAUUAUGGUUUACUAUUCAAGAUUUUGUAGUAAAAGGCUGAUAGAUUUAUUUUUGGAAUUCAGAGAUUGUUAAACCUAGUGCUUUUAUAAGGUCAUCUUUUGUGUUAGGUCAAAGAGCUUUUACAACUAUGAGUGUCCUUAAUCUGAGAUUCUAUGGGCUUGUGGGAAUUUAUGAAUCGCCUGAAACUGUGUAAAAAUUUUGUGUGUUAACUGCAGUUUUUUCAAGAAUGAAUUGUCCCUUGGCUUUCUUAAAGGGGUCUGUGAUCAGAAAAAAGUAAGACUUUUCACUCUAAUAGCCUCUUAAAAUAAUAAUAUUCUUUUUCAUUCCACAAACCAUAGAUUUCCUUACAUCCAGUUGUCAUCUCAAUUGAAUCUUUGAGAAAUUUUUACUUUGCAAUUCUUUUCUCCUUGUUGCCUACAAUACCUAGUACCCUUUUCUUUAUAACCCUCUGAGUGAGUAAAAAAUUUGUAACAAGUAAAGGAUUCUGUUUAGGGAAGCUUUUUGAAUAGAUUUGUUCUAUUUGAGUCAGGACUAAUAAAAGGUUAUACUAGAAGAAUUUUUAUCACAAUUACUAUUUAGCACAAGUAGUGGGGAGCUUUGUUCACAGUACAGUAGAUAUCCUACUUAGACUAACAGUAGAUGUUCAGAGCAGUAGAAUUACAUCUUAUAUUACUUUGUCCAAAAAGUAAAAACCAAAAAUGUAGAAUUUUGAGGAAAAUCUUUGAGAAUACUAGCAACAAUCUAGAGGAAUGGAACUUAAAAGUUUAUUUAAUAAGCAGCAAAUAUAGGUUGGAGCAAAAGUAAUUGCGGUUUAAAAAGUUUAAAAUAAUUGCAAAAACCUCAAUUACUUUUGCACCAACCUAAUAGUAGAACUAUUGGUCAAAUAAUAUUCUCCUUUAAACAGUUUAGCCCACUAAAUUAAAAAUCACUAGAUAAAAUCAGUGGAAAGAUAUACUUGGGGGGAUUCUGGUGUUUUUAGAUGAUAUCCAUAGAAAUUAUUUCUAUAUUGUAUGAUGGGAGAUAAUAUUAAUAGUAUCAUUGGAAUGGAAUAACAGGUGGACAUUUCAGGUAAUCAAUAUAAUAUCUCAACUUGGCUAUUGUAAAGUCUGUUGUCUUUGCAGAACUUUUCAUCUGCUUUUGUUUCUUAACACUGGUGAUGAUGGAAAUAAUAAUCUCAGCAUCCUGGUGAUGAGAGAUUUAUAUGAAGAUGAUAAUUUUACUUUUUAGAGAGUGAGGUUAAGUAUGCAAACCUAAUAGUUGCACUCACUUAGAGAAUAAAGAAGCUUUAUAAGACUUUUUUCAACUCUCCCCAAUCAGUAUUCUGUCAUUACUUAGGUAAAAUUGGAGAAGAUAAAAUAGAUCAUGGCAUGAAAAUUAGAAAAGUAUAUGAAAAUGAAGUUUGCCCAGUUGGUUUAAAAUCUUUUAAGCUUGUGAAGUUCAUAUCAGCUAUGAAUAAGUUUCUAUCAGUUUUCUUUAGGUCACAGUGCUAUUUUUAGGUUAUAUCCUUUUGUAGGAGAGAAAAUACCAAGUAUUCAUUCGUCAUUAGCAAGGAAUAUCAGUGAGGCUUUUUUUUUUUUCAAUGUAAGGCAUGUAAAAAUUAUCUUUAAAGAACUGGUAUUGAAAAUCAGUUUCAUGCUUCUGAAGGAAUAAGUGUGCCCUCAUAGUAAAUUAGAAUUUAGAUACGAAAUUUGAAUCUUAAUUUAAGAUUUUUAUUUUUCUUGAAUAGGAAUAGGCAGAUAAAUUUGUGAACUUGAAUACCAUAUUUUUCUUUAAUGAUAAACUCAUGGCCUUUACAUUUAAGUGUAUUUUAUAUUGUUACUACUAAAGAAAUCACUAAUGGAAAUUUUUAAAUUGAAUUUGAAGAAGUUAGCUCCUUUUAUAUAUUUAUAUUUAUAAAAUGAGUAGUAUUGUCUUUAUCACCUUUCCAAUGGAAAGAUGCAAGUGCAUGGACUAUAUUAAAUAAAAAUAUAAUAUGUAGUGUCAUGGGGGCUGUGUGUGUGUAGGUUGGUCUCUUCAAAUACGUCACUAAACUUGUCUUCCAUAAAUAAGUUCUUUAACCUGUUUUUAGGAUAUAGCUUUUGACUGAUACAAGAAAUGAAGUAUGUUCUUUUUCUUUUCUAAAUCUAACCUGUUGUUUUUCUUCAUCAACCAGACACAUAGCUUGUCCUAAUUACAGUUUUUCUAAUCAACUGAAACUGUUCUUUCCCAGUAAGUGACCAGUCUUAAAUAUUUUUAUCACUCUCAGCAAAUACCCAUUUUCAAUAUUCUUUUUACCUAAUUCAUUUCUUUGUAUAGUUGACAUUUCAUUUGUUUUAAACUUUACCCCAUGGAGAACGUUGUUCUGGAGAGUUUCCCUGCAUCAGAGUUCUCGUGAUACUUUUUCUUAUGACAUUAGGCAUCAUCAUUUAAAUAUUAUUAAAAUGCUGACCACAACCUUACUUCUUUAAUUUGAAUCUAGCAUUUUUCUAGGCCAGUGUUUCUUAACAAAGAUUGCAGAUCAGACUUGUCAAUGAAGUUUUAUAAAUUUACAGAAGUCUAGGCACUACUCUGGACUUUGUGAAUCUCUUUACUUGAUGUUCUUGGUAUAAAAUAAAUAAUGUCUCAGGAUUAUUAUAUUAAAUCUUAAAAUAUUUGUAGAAAUUAUAUUCACUCAUUUUUAUAAAUCAGAUCUAAUAUUCACAGGCUUAUUUGAAAACAGUUUUAAUCAUUAUCUUUGGAGACAUUUUAUCAAAAACUUGAUUGGAAUGCCCAUUUGUCUUUGUAUUACGUGCUAUGGAAACCAAAUUUCCUUCCGCAUUAUUAUCAUAAACCCUUUUCAGACCUUUCAUAUUUGAAAAUUGUAAUUAAUAAUUACCUUAAAAAUAAGUGUUUGCUUUUAUUAGUUCCUAGUGACUGUCAGUGAAUAUUUGCAUAUUUGAAUUAGGUAAUGUUUUAAAGCAUUAAUAAUAAGCAUGAGUAACAAAAUGCUAUAUUUAAAAACCAUUUAUUAGGUUGGUGCAAAAGUAGUUGUGGUUUAAAGGUUAAAAAUAAAUGCAAAAGCCGCAAUUACUUUUGCACCAACCUAAUAGAUCCCUUGUAACCUUGAAGCUAGUAAUCAAUAGAAUUUUCCUAUUUAAAAGCAUUGGAUAAAUUCCUUCCACUUCUGAUGACUUUUGUCGGUAUAACCUCUGUAUGGAAAUAAUCUUUAAUUUUUCAUACAAAAUGUCCUAGUAUUACAAAUAGAAAAUAAAGCAUUAACAUUUAAGAUAUUUAGGCCUGUAUUGGAAACAAUUCAAUUUUCUACAUUUAAAAUAUAAGUCCAUCCCAGAUUAUAGCAGUUAAGUGAUUUUCUUCAAUACAAGAAACUUGUGUAAAAAUGGCCAUAUUAUUAGAUACUUUUCUGGUAGAUUGUAGUAAUUCUUCAGAUGCAUCAUCUUAGAUUAUCUCAACUGACAAUUGUCACAUGUAGGUAAUUUCUGAACACAUUGCAAGAUUUGGACCUAUGAAGCUAAUGGCUUUAGUGAAAAAAAGAAAUGUAACUGUAUUUACUUUUGUCUUAAUGCCUACAAUCUUAUGAACUGAAAAUUCAACGGAAAAAAGCAAGUAGAGAGUCACUAAUUCAACAUUUGUUUUCCGUGGUAUAGUUUUAAUAUGUUUCCUUGGAAACUUAUUUUACAAAUAUUAUAAUAAUAAUAACAGCACAAUUUUGUCACUGAAAGAAUUACCCAUUCAGUUUUCAAAGUUGACUGUUAGUGGAGUUUUGUGUGUAUGUUGUGUGUGUGUGUGUGUGUGUGUGUUUUCACUUAUAAUAUGGCUGUCUCGUUAUUUAAAAUUUAUAACUAUUUUUGGGUGUACAAAGUGAUUAGCUAGUUAUAAUACUGUUACAAUGUAGUGUUGUAAUUUGAGAUUAGAAAACAAGUUAGGAAUUAGGUGAGACUGGAAAAUAAAAUUAUAUUUUAUAGGUGAAAAUAUAAACUUAAAAAAAAGUGUUAUUCCAAUUGGACCUUUUAAAAUUUUAUUUUGGUAAUAAUGUAUUUCAACAUGUAUUAAAAUUAGAGGUUCUGGUAACCAGUGAACUAACUAGUUAACGAUAAAUGCUAUUUUUGAUGUUCCUUAGAAACUUUUCCCUAUAUUGUAUAAGCAGUGUGGCUUAAGAUUUAGUGGGCUCAACCUACAAAUUCAAGAAAUACUCUUCUUGCAUUUUAAAGAAAAAGAAACUCAUCUGUGAUAGACAUAUUAUUUUGUUCUUCAGAAUGCUAAAAUUAUAUUAAUAAACACUUGAGAUAGUGGUUCUGGUAAGGAGAUACCAGUUGUCAGACUUUAUGGAAAAGAAUUUCAACCUUAAUUUCUUACAUAAGGAUUAAAGAGAAUAAUUUUAUUUCUUCCUUUGGGAUUUUGAUUGCUUUUCUGAGAUAACCUAUAAAUUACUUAAUUAUAAUAGUUUCCAUACUUCUUCCAAAGUUAUGACAUAUUACAGUAGAUCUUACGGUUAAAAAUCUUGUACAUUUUAGACAUUUUUUCUUAUUCUGUUUUUCACUGUUUUCUGUAAUUCAUAAGUACCAUAACUAAACUUUUUUUGUGGCUACUAUUUAUUUUAGUUAGCUUUACAAAGGAAAAAUUGUUAGAAAACAAUAUGGCUGGUCUGUUCUCUUCAGAAACUCCUAAUAGGUCUGGCUUUUCUCCCCCCAACUAUUAUGCUUUUAAAGACUUGGAGCAAAAAAAUUGCAAAAAUUAAUCAGAGAUCUAGCCAGACAAUCAUUUUCUAUCAAAUGAAUUGCUAUAGAAGUGAAUCCAUUAUGACAGAAAAAUAUCAAACAAAUGAUUUGUCUCUUAUGUCAAUUUUUCUGGUACCCAGAUUAAAUAGGAGCAUUUCAGUGUUAACACGGAGGGUAACAGUGACUUGCAUGUGUGUGUUUGUGUGUGUGUGUGUGUGUGUGUGUAUGUAUUUGCACAUAGUCAAUUCAGAGGAUAGCUGAAAAUUCGGAAUUACAUAUAAAAAAAUUGCAAAUUGUGCUGCUACUUAAAUAUUUAAUUUAAAAAGUUAUCUAGUUAUCAUAAACGUUCCUUCUCAUUUUUCCUACUGGAAUUGACCAUGAAAAAGAAUAUUACGCCUUAUUUAUAUCUAAUUAUUGACUGUGCAGAACUGACUCAGUGAAUAUUUGUAUGCCAAAAAAAGGGUUUUAAAAUUGAGAAAGUUUUAGACUCGAUAAAGAUAUGUAA